Molecule: messenger RNA, 954 nt
Organism: Colletotrichum truncatum
Lineage: Eukaryota; Fungi; Ascomycota; Sordariomycetes; Glomerellales; Glomerellaceae
Biological process (GO): mitochondrial citrate transmembrane transport
Cellular component (GO): mitochondrion
Molecular function (GO): citrate secondary active transmembrane transporter activity
Source: RefSeq, a predicted model, not a curated record
AUGUCUUCUUUUACAUCCGCGACGCCAAUGACUGCAGGUAUUCAGGAACAGGCGAUUACACGCCACAAGCCCAUACUUUCCGAGCGUUCUGAUCCAAGCAAAACACACAAGAUUCCUCCCGUUAUAUCACUUAUAUCUGGUGGUGUCGCUGGGGGUGUAGAAGCGGCCGUUACGUAUCCUUUCGAGUUCGCAAAGACAAGAGCUCAGCUUUAUGCAACUGGUUCUAGAAAUCCGUUUGCAGUGAUUUCUCAGGUCAUCAGACAAGAUGGCCCAAAAGCCAUUUAUACUGGGUGUUCGACUCUAAUCAUUGGAACUACUGUCAAAGCCGGUGUUCGUUUCUUGUCUUUCGACUCCAUCAGAAACGCAUUGAUGGAUGAAAAUGGGAAAUUGACACCAACGAGAGGUAUCUUGGCUGGUAUGAUCGCAGGUUGCGUUGAGAGCAUCGUGGCAGUGACUCCAACAGAACGUAUCAAGACUGCAUUGAUUGACGAUGCCAAGUCUGGCGCAAGAAAGUACGCAGGUGGCACACAAGCCCUAUACUCAAUGCUCAAGCAGCAUGGGCUUAGAGAGGUCUAUCGCGGUCUGAUUUCAACGACGCUUAAGCAAUCGGCAACCUCGGCAGUGCGUAUGGGCUCUUAUAACGUUUUGAGAGACUUUUCGCGGCAAGCAAAUCUGCCCAACAACAGUCUGGUGACUUUCAGUUCUGGCGCUGUCGCUGGAAUCAUUACUGUCUAUGUCACGCAACCAUUUGACACAAUCAAAACCAAGGCUCAAUCUGCUCGCGGUGCCAGCAUGUCUGAGGCUUUCCGAAUGGUUUUGACAGAAAGAGGCGCUCGAGGGUUUUGGAGUGGAAGCACCAUGAGACUUGGACGUUUGAUUUUGAGCGGAGGAAUUGUUUUCACCGUUUAUGAGAAGGUCGCGGCGCUAUUAAAUUCGCAAAAAGCAAAUUACUAA